UCCAAAAGGAAACAUUGGCUCAGUGCCACAACCUCAUCUCCAAUUUCUCAAAUGGCAGUGUCAUCCAUAGCCAAUCUCUUCUCCUUCUUCACCCCCUCCAAACCCCCACCCCCCAAAGCUUCCCCCCUCCAAUUCUCUCUUCCCUCUGCUGAUUCCCUCUCUUCUUCAACACCUAUCAACAAUCACAAAUACCCGUUGUCACUAUCGUGUUCUAAUUCUGAUGUUACGGCCGUCGUUUGCCCCUCACUUGCAAAUGCAAACACCCUUUACUUCAGGUCGGGGUACAAUGUUCAGGUAAUUGUGGAUGAUAAUGAGCACGAAGAGAAGCUUGUCGGACGGUUUCGUAGGGAGGUUAUGCGAGCUGGAGUCAUACAGGAAUGCAAGCGUAGGAGAUAUUUCGAGAACAAGCACGACAAAUUGAAGCGCAAGUCACGUGAGGCUGCUAAACGCAACCGCAAGAGACGUGGCCCACCAAGAAAUUUCUCAGAUGAUAAGCAAGAGGCAUCUAAGAACAAGAGGGAUGACGAAGGGGAAGAUAACUGGGAACUUCCUGAUGGAGGUCUUCCCUAUUGAUUUUAUUGUAGUUUCUUUUUCCUUUUUUUUUUGGGGGGUCAUGUAGAAAUGUGGUUUAUUUCCACUUUGGAGAGAAUCUAUUCAUGUAAUUUCCCAUGGGAAUCAUUUUCCUUGAUUUUUCCAACUGCAUUUACCUGAUUCCUUUGAUACUAUAUGGUAAUGAGAGCUGCUGUGUUCUUUUGCCUAA
Messenger RNA from Nicotiana attenuata, 760 nucleotides. RefSeq lists its product as uncharacterized. Gene Ontology annotation, molecular function: structural constituent of ribosome. The record is from RefSeq and is a predicted model, not a curated record. Gene Ontology annotation, biological process: translation. The transcript is spliced from 2 exons. Gene Ontology annotation, cellular component: ribosome. Bases 52 to 573 code for a protein of 173 amino acids. Lineage: Eukaryota; Viridiplantae; Streptophyta; Magnoliopsida; Solanales; Solanaceae.